Messenger RNA from Odocoileus virginianus texanus, 2909 nucleotides. RefSeq names its product fibromodulin (gene FMOD). Lineage: Eukaryota; Metazoa; Chordata; Mammalia; Artiodactyla; Cervidae. The record is from RefSeq and is a predicted model, not a curated record. Gene Ontology annotation, molecular function: protein binding.
UUCAGCAGAAAGAGACCCCAAGCUGCCAGUGCUUCAGGGAAGAUAAGUGAGUGGAAAGAAGGUGGUUUUUAUAGCAGUUUUGAGCGGUUGAGUGUGAGCUCCGCCUCUGCAGCAGCACUGAAAAAGCCAGGAUCUGGGCUCCUCAACCUCUCUCUUCACGACGUCUGAUUAGGAAUUUGGGGGCGGGCCCUGGCCUGGCACAGGCGCGCACACUCUCAGUAGACACACUCACUCCUUUCCUGCUCACACGCUCUCCAACCAAGGAGGCCAGACAGAGGGACGUGGUCACUCUCUCAAAGAUUCAACUUCAAGAAACACAGAAUGCAGUGGGCUUCCAUCCUGCUGCUGGCAGGGCUCUGCUCCCUCUCCUGGGCCCAGUAUGAGGAAGACUCUCACUGGUGGUUUCAAUUCCUCCGCAACCAGCAAUCCACCUAUGACGAUCCCUACGACCCUUACCCCUAUGAGCCUUAUGAGCCUUACCCCUACGGGGGAGAGGAAGGUCCAGCUUAUGCCUACGGCUCUCCACCCCCACCAGAGCCCCGAGACUGCCCCCAGGAGUGCGACUGUCCCCCCAACUUCCCCACAGCCAUGUACUGUGACAACCGCAAUCUCAAGUACCUGCCCUUUGUCCCCUCCCGCAUGAAGUAUGUCUACUUCCAGAACAACCAGAUCUCUUCCAUCCAGGAGGGUGUCUUCGACAAUGCCACUGGGCUGCUCUGGAUUGCUCUCCAUGGCAACCAGAUCACCAGUGAUAAGGUGGGCAAGAAGGUUUUCUCCAAGCUGAGACACCUGGAGAGGCUGUAUCUGGACCACAACAACCUGACCCGGAUACCCAGCCCACUGCCCCGAUCCCUGCGAGAGCUCCAUCUUGACCACAACCAGAUCUCAAGGGUCCCCAACAAUGCGCUGGAGGGGCUGGAGAACCUCACAGCCUUGUACCUUCAUCACAACGAGAUCCAGGAAGUGGGCAGUUCGAUGAGAGGACUCCGAUCGCUGAUUUUGCUGGACCUGAGCUACAACCAUCUGAGGAAGGUGCCUGAUGGACUGCCCUCAGCCCUUGAGCAGCUGUACCUAGAGCACAACAACGUCUUCUCAGUCCCCGACAGCUACUUCCGGGGCUCACCCAAGCUGCUGUACGUGCGGCUGUCCCACAACAGCCUCACCAACAAUGGCCUGGCCUCGAACACCUUCAAUUCCAGCAGCCUCCUUGAGCUUGACCUCUCCUACAAUCAGCUACAGAAGAUCCCCCCAGUCAGUACCAACCUGGAGAACCUCUACCUCCAAGGCAAUAGGAUCAAUGAGUUCUCCAUCAGCAGCUUCUGCACCGUGGUGGAUGUCAUGAACUUCUCCAAGCUGCAGGUGCUGCGCCUGGACGGCAACGAGAUCAAGCGCAGCGCCAUGCCCGCUGACGCGCCCCUCUGCCUGCGCCUGGCCAGCCUCAUCGAGAUCUGAGCGCCACCGGGCACAGGGCUGUGCCCCCACGCCUCUUUGCAUUUGGCUUGAUGGUUUGGUUUGGCUUUUGCUGGAAGGUCUGGGACAGACCGUGUGACAGAGGUCCAUGGGCUCUCUCUCUAGUCCUCUUCCCUGUAGGCAGUUUUAGGUGGAGUCAGGGGACAGGCAGCCUUCUGCUGAGGGACACAAAAUGCCCGUUUCCAAGACAGAAGUGGUUGGCAGAAGGUGUGAACCCUGAAGUCCCAGUCCCCGAAAUCUCAUUACCCUCAAGGUCUUCACAGUGAUCCGGUGUCCUGAACCAUUACCCGAGCAAUAGAAUGAAUACCUGUGCUUUUGAAGUAAUAUCUGACUCUGAGGGCAGCACCUGACUGCUCCCCCGUGUGCUGGGCUGGUCGUGCCGAUACUCUGGGCUCCCACUUGCUGCUUCUCAGAUAUACCUCUUGCCCAACUGCUGCCUCCUCAGUCCACCUCAUCCACUCAACCAUGACCCACAGACAUCUUAGGUAGAGGCAGGAGAAGCCAAGGCGUAUGCACAACUGCCCAGUGACUGCUCAGAGAAUGCACAUUGGUGGCUGAGAUUGGAAGGACGCCAAGAAUCACCAGAGGUCACCAGUGUGAUGACAAUAUUCCUGGCUUGAUAUGGGAGGAGACAGCCAACCUCAGACUUAGCUAAAUGUGUGGGGCUAUAUUUUAGCAACUGGGCAGUUCUUUGAAGGUGGGUCAGACUUCAAAAAAGGAAAGUGACCUGAUGCUGCUUAUUAUCAGCAUCCAUAAUGGAGGCAAAUACACCUUGAACUGGCUGAACUGAGGACGCAGCCCCAGUAGUGUCGUUCUUGCCCAGCACUCUCUGCAUUCCCAGCUGCUCCCUACUUGAGUUUUUAUCUUCAAAGGCAGAGGUUCUCAAAGUAUGAGAGAGGUAAUUUGUCCUCUUAUGCAAGCAGAAAGGUCGAUAACCUGAUUGAAGAGAUAGACUCCAACCAGCCCUGGACUUGCCACCCUCAUUACUGAAGCUGGCUGGCGCUUUACAGCUUGGCUGGAGAGCAAUUAAUCUUUCCCAUUUCUGAAAGUAGUGCUGCCUGGGGACCUAAACCCUGCUUUGUGGGGUACCACUGGGAUGGGGCCAUCAGGGCAGCCAUGGGCAGAGACCGCUUGAGGAGAGCUCCCUGCACAGAUGCCGUUGCUUCCCUGAUACCGUGUAUGCUUUGAAGCAGCUCCCUGAAGAAAGAAGAGGGGAUCCUUGAACUAUGUUCUUGGCUCCAGAACCUCAAAUCCACAAAAGCCAAACCAGCUCAUUUCAACAAAGAAGCUCUGAUGUGAGGGGCAAGGCUGCCCCUUGCCCCAGGGCUCUUCAGAAAGCAUCUGCAUGUGGACACCAUCAUGCCUCUAUAAAGGAUCCUUAUUACAGGAAAAGCAUGAGUGGUGGCUAACCCAACCAAUAAAGUUAUUUUACUACUGCA